AUGACGAAGCCCAGGGCGAUGCUCGCGGGCGACGACCCGAGCGCGGAUCCACUUCUCAGCUGCCUCGCCGCCAUCAGGGCGCCCCCUCGGGAGCUCGAGACCGCGCCCAGAACCGCCGACGGCUCCAGGCUCCUGUGCAAGAGGUUCUGUCGCGCCGACGGGGGCUCGUGCGCGCGUCCCGAUUGCCCCGACGCGCACGUUCCGAUCGCGCAGCGUCAGACGUGCUGGACGCUCGAUCGAUACGGCGUCUGCGCCAGGGAGGAGGCCCGCCGCGCGGACCCGAAGGCUCCGAGGUGCUGGUUCCCGCACCCGGUCCCGCCGCCCGCCGACCAUCACAUCGCGCUCCAGGUGGAGGUGGGCAUGAGCGACCGAGUCGUGUCCCGAUGCCGCGAGCUCCUGGGCGCCGACGCCGUCGUCGGCGCGGCGAGGGCGGACCUCUCCCGAAACGGCGACGUCCUCGUCCUCGUCACCGCAGGCCACCGCGGGGUCGCGAACGCCGCGCGUAUCCUAGCCGAUGACGAACAUCUCGCCGCGAGGAUCAAACGAGCGUACGCGACCGGCGCGAACCACGCCGCCGACCGAAAGGGGGACGAAAGGAACGAAAGGGGAGGAGACGAAGGCGUUCUCUUCGCCGACGCCUCCGUCGUCGGCGACGACGCGGACGCGCUCGACGCGACGUUGCGCGAGAAGCUCGCGUCGCUCGUGGACGCGGCGCUAGGCGGCGAAAAGGACUCCUCCUUCGCCGCUCGGAUCCGCGUUCGAUGCUUCCCGCCGCGGCUUCGAGACGUCGUUCUCGAAGCUCUAGAAGCUCGCCCCGUUCUCGGAGGAAGUCACGGGUGGGAAACGUGCGCGAGGGUGGACGACGCGACGCACGCGUUGGACGUCGUCGCCGUGCGAGGCCGCGCGCACGUGACGGUUUGGAGCCUCGACCGGACGGGUCCGGACUCGCUCAGGGCCUGGCUGAUGGACGCGGGCGAGGCGGCGCGGAAGAGGCGGACCGACGCCGGCGCGAUGUGCCGCGCGUUUCACAAGAUCGAGGAGGCGACGGCUCGCGCGGGGGUGGCGAUCGAGCGAACGUGGCGGUGCGUCGACGUGGGCGCCGCGCCGGGGGGCUGGACGCAGUGGCUGUGCGCUCGGCUGGACGCGGCGUGCGGGGGCGAGGUGUUCGCGGUGGAUCCCGCGGAGCUCGGGGAUUUUAAAAACGGGCGGCUGCCACCCAACGUGACGCACCUGAAGAUGCGGGGCGAGGACGCGGUCGAGACGGUGCGUCGCGCCGGUGACGUGGAUUUGCUCGUGUGCGACGCCAACGUGUCGCCGGAGACGGCGACGGGGAUCGUGUCCGCGUUCGUCCCGGCGCUGAGGCGGGGCGCGACGCUGGUGUUGACGUUCAAGGACGCCACGAAGGGAUACGCGGAGUGGCGGCGGCAGAUGGAGAGCGCGACGGAUACGUUGACGGCGAUUGGGUUCGAGUCGCCGCGGAUUUUCCACCUGUUCAGUAACUGCUCGCGGGAGAAGACCCUGGUGGCGAAAUUCGCGGGCGGGAGAGACGAGAAACGUACCGGUGCGGGGGUUCCGGCGCGGGCGGAGGCGAGUUCGCGGAAGGCGUCGAGGGACGCGGACAGGUCGCGGCUCUUACUCGCCCGGUCGCUCGCUGUCUUCGCCACGAUGCCCGGGGAGUUUGCCGAGGCGCACAUCAAGGCCAGGGGGUUCGCGCCGCCGCCGAACGGGAGCGUCCGGCUGAUGCGCGGGCGACUGCUUAAGAUCCUCUCGGACGAGGUCAUCGCCGAGUCCAGCUGGCACGCCUCGUAG
Molecule: messenger RNA, 1809 nt
Organism: Micromonas commoda
Lineage: Eukaryota; Viridiplantae; Chlorophyta; Mamiellophyceae; Mamiellales; Mamiellaceae
Exons: 1
Coding region: 1-1809 (602 amino acids)
Biological process (GO): methylation
Molecular function (GO): methyltransferase activity
Source: RefSeq, a predicted model, not a curated record